This is a messenger RNA of Eimeria acervulina, 1119 nucleotides long. Its product is annotated as protein kinase, PfPK7 homolog, putative. Lineage: Eukaryota; Apicomplexa; Conoidasida; Eucoccidiorida; Eimeriidae. Gene Ontology annotation, biological process: protein phosphorylation. Bases 1 to 1119 code for a protein of 372 amino acids. The transcript has 7 exons. The record is from RefSeq and is a predicted model, not a curated record. Gene Ontology annotation, cellular component: cytoplasm. Gene Ontology annotation, molecular function: ATP binding; protein serine/threonine kinase activity.
AUGCGCCGCCCAUCACCCCGCAUGGAAGGAGUUGGCUUCCGAGUGGUUUCAAAGCGCCGGCUACCAGAUGGCAGCGCCUGGCUGAAUCAGUAUCGCGUCUGCGAGAAGUUAGCGAGCACUGAACUUUCCAGCGUCUUUCGAGUAGAGGAGACAAACCCUUCCACUGGGGUUGUCACAAGCUUUUGCUGCAAACGAUACCGGAAGAUAUUACUCUUGAGGCGAAGGGAAUAUCGCCCGGGCCCAACUGGGAUGGGCUUUAUGACCAAAUUGGAAGAUGUGAAGGAAGAAGCCCGCAUAUUGGCGCUUCUAGAUCAUCCGCGCUGUCUGAAGCUGAAGGAGAUCCUUGAUUCAAAUCCGGACUCAGCGGAUGGCAAAGUCUAUUUCAUCACAAGUUUUAUGCCAGGGGGGGCGCUGAUGAUCCUUAAGAACUUCCGAGACGAUGAUUUCAAGCGAAAGUGCCUGCUGCAAUGUGACGUGUCAGCCUCGUUGCCAGCGGAAGCCACUCAAGAUACAGUACGAGAGAAAUUCGUUCCACAGCUGAAAACAAUGAGGACUUUUACUGAAGCCCAAGCUAAAUGCUUUAUUCGUGAUGCUGCCGAAGGCUUAGCAUAUUUGCACGAGGACCUUGGAGUUUGCCACAGGGACCUCAAAGUUGACAACCUCCUCCUGGGCGCUGACGGCCGAGUCUGUUUGGGGGAUUUUGGAAGCGCGGAGAAAAUGAGCGCAAAUGGCAAGGUUAGAUACACAAAGGGUACGUACAUGUUCAUGGCUCCUGAGUGCCUCCGCCCGGUAGAAGAGUCCAAAUCAUACGAAGGGCACGAUGGUCGCGCUGCCGAUGCCUGGGCGCUGGGGAUCUGCGCUUAUGUGAUGGUAUUCGGGACUGUCCCAUUUCGCGCGAACUCAAUAGAAGGCCUAUUUGAGGCUAUCGGGGAGGGAAUAGUUAAAAUUCCUGACAAUCCGCCCAUAUCCCCAGAGCUGCGGGAUUUCUUCCGGCGGGUGCUUCAUUCAGAGUGGCAGGACCGUAUAUCUGACCAUCCGUGGCUAACAUCAGCAAACGAAGCAGACGCUGUCGCGUACGCCCAGACGCUUCUUCAGCAACGGGCUGUCGCCAGCAGCUAG